AUGUUAAUCGAUACCGGGGCUACAGGAAGUACGGCGAACUUGGGAGAAGAAGGAACACAAGGGGUGGUGUUGGCCUUGAUGCAGAUGGUGGCGAAUAUGAACAAAGACAUGAUGGAGGAGAGAAGACGUAGGGAGGAAUGGGAACAGAGAAGAGAAAGGGAUACAAGGACGGAGAAGAAAGAAGAGAAGAAAUGGGAAAAGGGGCAACCUUCGGCGCAGGGUGGUGCCCAGGCGGCUAUGAUGUCGACGGUGGUAAAGAGUACACCGCCAAACAUCGACGAAGUUCGCCGAAGAUGGCCUAGGCCGAGCUCCGAUCUGAGGGAGACAAGGAGGAAGGAGGGGAAGUGUACCGAGUGUGGUGAAGCAGGACAUUGGCUGAAGGAAUGCCCUGUAAGGGAGGCUAAGGUUAAGGUUGGACUGUUGCCUCCAUGGGGGGAGAAGUUCGGAGAACGUGGUGGAGGAUCGGGAGGGAACGCAGUACCUCUCGGACAGAGGAGGAACUUGAAUGCGGUUGGAGGAGAAGUAGAUUUGGAAGAGGACCAGGGAAAAGAAGAGGACCUGUCGCAGUAG
Molecule: messenger RNA, 570 nt
Organism: Tremella mesenterica DSM 1558
Lineage: Eukaryota; Fungi; Basidiomycota; Tremellomycetes; Tremellales; Tremellaceae
Exons: 3
Coding region: 1-570 (189 amino acids)
Molecular function (GO): nucleic acid binding; zinc ion binding
Source: RefSeq, a predicted model, not a curated record